Suillus paluster is the source of this 1657-nucleotide messenger RNA. Its product is annotated as EXS family-domain-containing protein. Lineage: Eukaryota; Fungi; Basidiomycota; Agaricomycetes; Boletales; Suillaceae. The record is from RefSeq and is a predicted model, not a curated record. Bases 90 to 1484 code for a protein of 464 amino acids. The transcript is spliced from 4 exons. Gene Ontology annotation, cellular component: membrane; cytoplasm.
ACUAAAUAUUUACUUCCUGCACCGACAUCCGCAGUGGCAGCCAGUACAUAUUGUCUCUCUUUCCAUGCUUUGCGACUCUUGUCUAUAGAAUGGAAUCGGGUGAUGCAGUUUCUCUCGCUACUUCUUUCCCCCUCCCGUUUCGCGUGCUAUUUCUGAUCGGCUUGGGCAUACUAGCAUGGGCGAUCAACCUUCACGGAUUGCACCUGCUCGGGAUUGAUGCAUCGUCAGCACUAGAGUUGCACUCCGGUCGUAUUUUUUUGCCUACCACCUCUCCGCCUUCACGAGCACAUUCGUCUGCACGAGUGUCUUAUAUGCCCGUAUAUCGUCUAUUCAUGACAUAUGCAACUUGGUGUUUUGUCGGAUGGUCUUUCUUCAGACUCGCCACUCACUCGAACACUAUACUUGUGGAUGCCUUCAAAUACAUCCCUGCAGUAUGCUCUUUGGGUGUACUAAUAGCACUGAUAUGCCCGUACGAAAUGUGUCAAAAACGCGAGCGAGAUCUGUUCUUCCAGAGCGCUGCAAGAUGCCUCUUCUCUUCGGUGAAUAGCCCAGUGUAUUUUUCGGACGUUGUCUUCGCAGAUGUGUUCACGUCAUUCGCAAAAGUCCUCGGCGAUGUUUGGCUUUCUCUGUGCAUGCUACUUCCAGGCGGGAGUCUUUUGUCUCUCCCAUCCCUCGAUGGCAUAUCUCAAUGGAUACUUCCAACCCUGAUGAGUUUACCGUACCUAAUUCGCUUCCGCCAGUGCAUAAUUGAGCACCGGUCUCCUACCAACGCCAGUAAGCGACCCCUCUUUAAUGCACUAAAAUAUGCAUCGUCGUUCCCGGUGAUAUUCCUCUCUGCCGCUCAAAGAAUUGUGGUCUUAGAGCUCGCAGAAGGGAAGGGUGAAUCGGUCACGCAGGAGUCAUGGCACGGUGAACAUCCCUUAUUUCGCCUAUGGCUUCUAGCUGCGCUUUUAAACUCGCUGUAUUCCUUCUGGUGGGAUCUAACCAAUGAUUGGGGUCUUAACCUUCUAAAGCCGCAACCUGCGGAGUCACGAAUUAGCGCCCCGCGACCCCUUGUGUUCCCGUCUCUCCAUUCGAAAGCCGCUUCCAUUUCUGGCUCUCCCGAUGUCACACAAUCUCACCCAUCUUCCAGUCACCAAGUUCUUGGUGGUGCAAUAUACCGUCAUCAGUCAUACCCUUAUGGACUUCGACCAGUGCUCCUCUACCCACUUCCCGUAUAUCCCUUGGUUGUGUUCUUCAACCUCGUGCUCCGUAUGACAUGGUCGAUGAAGCUCUCAAGUCAUCUAUAUUCUCAGUCGGAAGGAAGUGCCCUUAUGCUCUGGCUUGAGGUCGCGGAAAUCCUGCGACGCUGGAUGUGGGUCUUCAUUCGGGUGGAAUGGGAGGUCGUGAAGAAUGCACAACACAGAUCACAGACAUCCAACAGCACUGCACCAGAGGAGGUUGAGUUGAUGCCAUCAAACCGGUCUGAUCCUAUGGAUGAUUAGGUACUCCGAAUCAGAAUGCUCGGGGUAGUAUUGUAUGUAGUGAGCAAUCGGGUUCGCUGGUCAGGAACCAUAAUAAUAUACUAAUAGAUCACCUCACAGUAUAGCUUUGCGGGCAUCAGUUAAUAAUACCUCACAGAGGCUGACACCGACAAUGGGGAGUUCCCAUUGUCCUC